GUUACCGUUUUUUCAAACCCGAGAGCCUGUCUUGGAUUGAACGGUGGGAGGAACUCGGAGUCACCGACCGUCAGAAGUUGGAGGAAGGCAAACUUUGCGCAGGUUUCUGCCAAGCCGCUGGACGGAGCAAAGCGAUCAAGGAAGAGGAGGGCGGCCAGAAAGGCUUUGUGGCCAGCUUGGAACGCUACCAGCUCUUCCCCGAGAGUUCCCGGGCAGGUCUGUUCCUUGCCCCCAACCC
Molecule: messenger RNA, 238 nt
Organism: Thamnophis sirtalis
Lineage: Eukaryota; Metazoa; Chordata; Lepidosauria; Squamata; Natricidae
Source: RefSeq, a predicted model, not a curated record